This is a messenger RNA of Neltuma alba, 2552 nucleotides long. Its product is annotated as cytochrome P450 71A26-like. The record is from RefSeq and is a predicted model, not a curated record. Gene Ontology annotation, molecular function: monooxygenase activity; iron ion binding; oxidoreductase activity, acting on paired donors, with incorporation or reduction of molecular oxygen. The transcript has 2 exons. Lineage: Eukaryota; Viridiplantae; Streptophyta; Magnoliopsida; Fabales; Fabaceae.
UUUCCUGAAAAAUAUUUGCUUAACAGUUAUAUAAUUCAAAACAAAUGUAAUCUUUUAAUCGUACGAUUUUCAAAAAAUAAUUUUUUUAUUUAAAAAUCAUAAGUUGAGAAUUUUAAAUCUAUACUAUUAAAACUGAAAUUUUUAUGUAAGCAAUUAAAAUUCUUAUGAAAUUUUCAAAUAGUUUUUUCCUAUUCCAUCGUUAUUAUUGGUAUUCUUGCGAUGUGGACUGAUGCAUCAAACUUUUCUGCUAACAGCAUUUAUGCUUUGGGGUUUAUAUAUCUGUUACCAUGGGUACUAACAGGAUAUUGACAACCUCAUGGAAAGAUAUUCUCUGAUCUCACUCGGGCUUUCAUUAAUUUAAAUAUCUCUCUCACUUGAGGAAUGCAUGUUUUUAAGAUAUCGAUGAUAAACCAUAUCUUAGUUAAUGACUUAUUAGCUCUGUGCAUCUGCAGAUAUGAAACUAGUGGAACAACACGGUUAAAAGGGUGCUUUAGGUAAGGUGGUGGCAAGGGCUGGACAACUUGCUGGUACGAAAAUUGGAGAAAAUUUUUAUUUGCUAUGUCAAACUUGACAGUGAAGGUGCGUUCUGAUCUCUCACAACAUGAUCGUCUAGUCUGUAAUGUUUGAAUCUUUUAGUGGGCAUACACAUACACGGGUGAGGAAAAGCUAAAAAAUUCUUAACCUAUGUGGGUUCUGGUUAAUGCAGGGGAUUGUAUGCGAUUGAGAGAACCCGUCCAUCUAACAAACAGAUAGGACUGACUUGAUUGACCAAACACAAGAGGAAGAGAGAGAGAUGUCAACUUUUAUGACAAGUUCCAUAGUGCAGGACAACACCUCAAUGUUGUGGCGCACAUGGUCGCUUAUUAUAUUCCCCAUCUUCCUUGUUCUGCUAUUCAAAUGGUAUUCCAAAUCUACAACCAGCAAAACCUCACUCCCUUCCCCACCGAAAUUCCCAAUCAUAGGAAAUCUCCAUCAACUAGGUUUGUACCCUCAUCGUGCUCUCCAUUCUUUGGCUCAAAAGUAUGGUCCUUUGAUGCUUCUUCAUUUUGGGGAAAAGCCAGUACUUGUAGUCUCUUCUGCAGAUGCUGCUCGUGAUGUAAUGAAAACCCAUGAUCUUGUAUUUGCAAAUAGACCCCAGGGUAAAAUGAAUCACAUACUGUUAUAUGGCCGUAAGGACAUCGCAUCUUCUCCGUAUGGAGAAUACUGGAGGCAGAUGAGGAGCAUAAGUGUGCUGCAUCUUCUGAGCAACAAAAUGGUUCAAUCCGUUCGUGGUGUGAGAGAGGAAGAAAUUGCCAUAAUGAUGGAAAAGAUCAAGCACGAUUCUUCUACGAACAUGUAGGUGAAUUUGAGUGAGUUAUUUGCAUCAAUUACGAACGAUGUGACUUGCAGGGUGGCUUUGGGGAGGAAAUAUGGUGAGGAAAGUGGAAGAAACUUCAUGGAAAUUUUGAUGAAGUUUGGAGAGUUACUGGGUACAUUUGUGGUUGGGGACUAUAUACCCUGGCUUGACUGGCUUGGUAAUGUGAAUGGUUUAUAUGCUAAAGCACGUAAAGUGGCUAACCAAUUGGAUCAAUUUUUGGAGCAAGUAGUUGCAGAGCACAUGAUUCGUCCAAAAGAAGCUGGGGAAACUGAAGGCCAUGAAGAUUUUGUGGACGUCUUGCUUUCGAUUCAAAGAACAAACUCCACAGGAUUUCCCAUUGACAUGACUGCCAUAAAGGCCUUGAUCCUGGACAUGUUUGCUGCAGGGACUGACACGUCAUUUACAGCUUUAGAAUGGGCAAUGGCAGAAUUAUUAAGGCAUCCAGAUAUCAUGAAAAAAUUGCAGAAUGAGGUUAGAAAUGUGGGGAGAAAGAGAUCAGAUAUGGUAACAAAAGAGGACAUAGAUCACAUGCCUUACUUAAAGGCAGUUUUGAAAGAAACACUUCGCUUACAUCCCCCAAUUCCCUUACUAGUCCCUCGAGAAAGCAUGCAAGAUGUGAAAAUUCAAGGCCAUGACAUCAAAUCUAGGACACAAGUAAUUGUGAAUGGUUGGGCAAUAGCAAGAGAUCCUGUGUAUUGGGACAAUCCUCAAGAGUUCGAGCCAGAGAGGUUCUUAAAUAGUUCGAUAGAUUAUAAAGGACGUGACUUUCAGCUGAUCCCAUUUGGAGCAGGAAGAAGGGGGUGUCCUGGAAUAGAGUUUGCAAUGGCCAUUGUUGAGCUUGUGAUGGCAAACAUUGUCUUCCAAUUUGAUUGGGCUUUACCUAAUGGAGAAACUGCAGAGGCCUUAGAUAUGUCUGAAAUAGCCGGUCUUUCAGUGCAUAGAAAGUUGCCUCUUAUUGCAGAUCCAUCAUCUUAUAUCGAAAGUAGCAUAAUAUGAGCUAGUCAAGGCUCGAGACCUCACCCCCCUCCGUGUCUUCCUUUUUUUUUUCCCCCCCUUCUUAAUAUUUAGCACAUGCCUCCUUUAUAAAAGUAAAAUCUGUUUAUGGUAAUAAGGUAUGUUUUUGAACUUAUCAUUUUCAUUUACGUUGCUCUGUAUUUAGAAAUGCACUGAAGUUCAUCUUCACAAUUCAAAUGUA